UUUGACUCGCACGAGCCCUUAGCAUUCAGCUAGCCGCGUAGCUUAGCUUAGCUUAGCGUAGCGGCUAGCGUUAGCCGUGCUAGCACCGUCACUGUUUGCUAGUGAGCGCGGCGGAGCUGCGACCCUUUACAUUUAAAUACCGAUAAACUCUCAGAGUAAAAUGUGCUGUUUCCACCCUGCCUGCAUGAGCCGUCUGGAUCCAGCUGAGUGUCACCGAGCCAGGAAACGAGAGGCCGAGCGCUCCGUCAACUGGACGGUGGAGGAGACCCAGGUGCUGCUGUGCGCCUGGAGCGACGAGCGCAUCCAGAAGAGUUUGGCGGAAAACCUGCGGAACCGGCACGUCUUCAAGCACCUCUCGGCCCGCAUGAGCGAACUGGGCUUCUCCCGCAGUCCGCACCAGUGCCGGCUCCGGGUCAAGACGCUCAAGGCCAACUACGUGAGGGCCAAACUGCAGAAGAGCGUCGACAGCUCGCAGCCGUGCACUUUUAAAUACUUUGCGGAGAUGGACGCUGUGCUGGGGAGGAGGUCGGCGGAAGGAGGAGGAGGGCCCCGCUUUGGCUCCUCAGAGGGGACGGUGGCACGUCAUCUGGGCUCCAUUGACAGGACGGGAAGUAUCCGGCCCGAUUUGAGCUCUAAUACGGAGAUGGGGUGUCACCGAUUCAGCGCCUUGGAGCGGACCGGGAGGCAGCACAUGAGCUCUUUGGAGGAAAAAGGCGGUCGCCAGUCGUGGCAGCUCGACUCAGAGGUGAAGGUGGAGGAGGACCGAGAGGAAUCGACUGAUGAGUUUGAAUUCAGCGACACGGGAUUCCCACAGCCCAGAGACAGACGCCAUGAUGUUUUUCUAGAGUCGUCCAUCCAUCAUGAACCCACUGGCACACCAGUGGAAAACAACCUCAGCACUCCCUCCCCGCUUGUGCUCGCACCUCCCCCUCCUCCUCCUCCUCUUCUUCCUCAGCCCGGUGCCUCCCCUCUCCCUGUGCCUCCAGACCCGUCCUGCCCGGGCGCCGUCCCCACCUCGGGCCACCCUCACCCCGAGUCUUCCUGCCUGGAGCCUGUCCUCAAGCACCUGUCGGAGUGCUUCCAGCGGCUGGUGUCGGAGACGCGGGGCCUGCUGGUGCAGCUGGAGGGCCAGAGGCAGGAGCAGGCCCGCUGGCACCAGGAGCUCCUGGCCCGCUGGCUGGAGAGGGAGGAGCGCAGGCAGAGGGAGAUGGCCGACAGGGAGGAGCGCAGGGAGAAAGCCCGCAUGGAGCAUGAAAUCAGGGUCUUGGAGCUCCUCACUAGUCUGGCCCAGCAGAGGACGGUGGGCGGAGAACAGCAGAGGAGCUGCGGAGGCAGCCGGACUGCAGCAGAGGCAGUGAGCGCUCCAAAUCACACCACCACCAAAGAUGGAAAUUAGAUGUGUUCACAUCGAACAUGUUUGGAGAGGUUUAUUCAACGCUGGAGAGUCUUAAUCCUUUAGUUGAGUUCAUUUGGCCGGAUGACAGCAAUGCCAUUCGAACUAAGAUGGAACAAAUUAACCAAAUAACCGUGCCAAGACAGCAGAAAACACAGCCUGCAGCUCAGGCCUGGGACAAACCAGUCUGACUUCAGAGAACUGGCACUGAAGAUCGCUUUGUGUCGCCUCAUGUCUCCUGCUAAAAGCUGUCCGUCAACACACCGCACAGACUCCAGCUAGCCGUCGACAUGCAGCACGUUCUGCGCCUGCUGAGAGGAAAUCACUCCCCGUACUGGAAGGGCGCAUCCGUCUCAACAAAGUCCACCAGAAAGAUAAAGAAACAGUGUUGGCCCUUCAUCAUGCAGCUGCUCUGGUGGUUAUCAGCCUGAAGGGGGUUUAUUUACCACAACUAGCUCUCUCUGGUUAGCAAACUUGCUGGCGAGUUAGGACAAUAUCACCACAACUAGAUUUCAGUUCUCACCAGAGAGCUCAGAAGGAGACCUCGACGUCUGAAGGUGCGGGACAGUGAGGCAAGAGCCAAGGCCCAGCUGACGGGUUGGUGUGUCAGGGCGCUGAGGAAUGUGAAUGUAAUCCAGACUACAGGAAACAACCCCGAAAUGUAAGGUUUUAUGGCUGCAGGGUGAAGGAUGUGACACCUGAUAGGCAGCAGUACCUCACGCUUUGAAAGCCUAGCAUAACAAAAGUAAGUCUGGACUGACACUCACAUUCAGCUAUUUCUUCUUUUGUUCUUAAGCGGUAUGAACAUUAGAAGAAGGGGAGAAAUAGCAAAGAGUCCACACCUGGCAGCAUGACAGGUGACCAAACCUCAGCCCGGUAAACAAGGUAUUGUGACACACUGGACUGAUUUCAGUUCCACUUUACAAAGCAAGAUGUCGGAAAAUAAACCCCAUACACUGUGGUUUGGACCAAAGAGAAAAAAAAAAAAACGGUGUGAUGCAUCCUUAGUCUGAUGGUUUCUAAAUGGGCAAAGACGCUGCUGGUAUGAAAACCAAUGGGCCUCAGUGACAGACACAAACCAAACACCCAUAGUUUGGUGCAAGUUGACGCAGACUUUAUUUAUGACAUGAGUACUUACGACUUUGUAUGCUCACAUCGGCUUGUCCAGGUGAAUUUCCCCCCGUCGUCUUGGUCAGGGAAUUUCCAAAGCUUAAAUUAAAAACUCUAAUGGAACUGUUUCAUGCACUUUUAUGUGAAUAAAAAUGUCUGUUUUUAUGUUUUCAA
Messenger RNA from Myripristis murdjan (pinecone soldierfish), 2677 nucleotides. RefSeq lists its product as uncharacterized. Bases 161 to 1396 code for a protein of 411 amino acids. The record is from RefSeq and is a predicted model, not a curated record. The transcript has 3 exons. NCBI's taxonomy places the organism in Eukaryota, Metazoa, Chordata, Actinopteri, Holocentriformes, Holocentridae.